AUGGAUAGAAACACGCCACACGAGAGAAACAAGAUCGACCUCCUAACGCCAGAGCAGCAGCCCAUGGAGGAGGUUCCCGUACGCCUAUCUUUCCGGCUCCAUAAUGUGUGGUUCUGGAAUGCGAGCUCCGUAUGGCUCCGUGGCUGUUCAUGUCAUCCGCUCCUUUCUCAAAGAGUAGACCCAAUCCUCAGCGCGAAGUUGCACAAGCUUUUCUGCUCGGUGCAUCAACCGGGAUGGCGAAUCUGGUAG
This is a messenger RNA of Nannizzia gypsea CBS 118893, 249 nucleotides long. RefSeq lists its product as hypothetical. The record is from RefSeq and is a predicted model, not a curated record. The transcript has 2 exons. NCBI's taxonomy places the organism in Eukaryota, Fungi, Ascomycota, Eurotiomycetes, Onygenales, Arthrodermataceae. The coding region runs from base 1 to 249 and encodes 82 amino acids.